Stomoxys calcitrans (stable fly) is the source of this 2301-nucleotide messenger RNA. RefSeq names its product 1,4-alpha-glucan-branching enzyme (gene AGBE). The transcript has 5 exons. The record is from RefSeq and is a predicted model, not a curated record. Gene Ontology annotation, biological process: glycogen biosynthetic process. Gene Ontology annotation, molecular function: cation binding; 1,4-alpha-glucan branching enzyme activity; hydrolase activity, hydrolyzing O-glycosyl compounds. Bases 112 to 2181 code for a protein of 689 amino acids. Gene Ontology annotation, cellular component: cytoplasm. NCBI's taxonomy places the organism in Eukaryota, Metazoa, Arthropoda, Insecta, Diptera, Muscidae.
UAUUCAUUGCUAGUCGUCGACAAAUUCUCAUACGUUAAGGUCGCCGGUGUGGCCAUCAAUAAAGUUCAAACAUUCGGUUGCACGGUAUAAUAAAAUAAAAGAAAAUUGGUUAUGGAUCCCAUGAAGGUGGAAGUUAAAGAAAUUGAAAGUCUUUUCAAUUUGGAUCCAUAUUUGAAACCCUUCGAAAGGGAAAUACGUCGCAGACAUGGUGUUUUUCAGGACUGGGUUGGAAAAAUUGAAAAGUUAGAAGGUGGCAUGGAAACAUUUAGUCAAGGUUAUAAAUACUUUGGUUUACACUUUUUGCCCGACAACUCGGUGGUGGCUCGUGAAUGGGCUCCUGGAGCUAAAGAUGUUUAUCUUACCGGCGAUUUUAACAAUUGGCAAUGGGAAGCAACACCAUACAAAAAACUUGAUUUUGGUAAAUGGGAACUGCACUUACCUGCCAAUCCUGAUGGUUCGGCACCUAUUAAACAUUUGAGUGAGGUCAAAGUAAUUGUGCGUAAUCAAGCUGGUCAUCUUCUGGAUCGUUUAUCGCCCUGGGCCGUCUAUGUUAAACAGCCACCCAAAGAAGCCAAUCAAGGUGUAAAUUUCAAGCAAUAUGUUUGGAAUCCACCAGAGAACGAACGUUACCAUUUUCAGUAUCCCAAGGCAAAAAAACCAAAGUCUAUGCGAAUCUAUGAAUGUCACGUUGGAAUAGCUUCUCAGGAACCUUGUGUUGGAUCCUAUGACAAUUUUGCCAACAAUAUUAUACCGCGCAUUAAGAAGCAGGGCUACAAUGCCAUACAGGUUAUGGCUAUAAUGGAACAUGCCUACUACGCUAGUUUUGGUUAUCAAGUAACUAGUUUCUUUGCUGCCUCCAGCCGUUAUGGUACACCUGAGCAGUUGAAACGCAUGAUCGAUGUGGCCCAUUCCCAUGGUUUAUAUGUGCUACUUGAUGUCGUGCACUCACAUGCCAGCAAAAAUGUCCAAGAUGGUUUGAAUCAAUUUGAUGGCACCAACGCGUGUUACUUCCACGAUGGCAGUCGUGGUGAACAUACCUUGUGGGACAGUCGCCUAUUCAACUAUAUGGAAUAUGAAGUUCUGAGAUUCCUUUUGUCAAAUUUGAGAUGGUGGCAUGAUGAGUAUAAAUUUGAUGGCUAUAGGUUUGAUGGCGUUACAUCUAUGUUGUAUCACUCUCGUGGCAUUGGCGAGGGUUUCAGUGGAGAUUAUAAUGAAUACUUCGGUCUAAAUGUGGACACGGAUGCCCUGAAUUAUUUAGCUUUAGCCAAUCACAUGCUGCAUAAUAUUAACAAUGAAUGUGUGACCAUAGCAGAGGACGUUUCUGGCAUGCCUUCACUUUGUCGUCCCAUUGCUGAGGGUGGCAUAGGCUUUGACUUCCGUUUGGGCAUGGCAAUACCUGACAAAUGGAUUGAAUUACUAAAAGAAUUCCAAGAUGAUCAAUGGAAAAUGGGUGAUAUUGUUCAUGCUCUCACCAAUCGGCGAUGGAAAGAAAACACUGUGGCCUAUGCCGAAUCCCACGAUCAGGCAUUGGUGGGCGACAAAACCAUAGCCUUUUGGCUAAUGGACAAAGAGAUGUACACGCACAUGUCCACUAUGUCAGAUCCCAGUCUAAUUAUUGAUCGUGGUCUGGCCUUGCAUAAAAUGAUACGGCUGAUUACACAUGCUUUGGGCGGAGAGGCUUAUCUAAACUUUAUGGGCAAUGAAUUUGGUCAUCCCGAAUGGUUGGAUUUUCCACGGGCAGGCAACAAUGAUUCAUACCACUAUGCUCGCCGACAAUGGAAUUUGGUCGAUGAUAAUUUAUUAAAAUAUAAAUUUCUCAAUGAAUUCGAUAAGGCCAUGAAUGAGCUGGAAGAACGUGUUGGUUGGUUACAUGCACAUCCAGCCUAUGUUAGCUGGAAGCACGAGGGUGACAAAAUUAUAGCCUUUGAAAGAGGUGGCUUGGUAUUUGUUUUCAAUUUUCAUCCCACACAAAGUUUCACCGGCUAUCGCGUUGGCACUAAUUGGGCUGGCACCUAUAAGAUUGUUCUUUCCUCGGACGAUGAACAAUUUGGCGGCUUCAAUCGGCUUGACAAGAACUGUAAACACGUUACCAGAAACGAACACUAUGGUGGAAGGGAAAAUUUCUUCGAAGUAUAUACUCCAGCGCGUACUGCAGUAGUAUAUGAACAUAUUAGUGAUUAAGAGGAAUUGUGCAAAAAAAAACAUCAGCCCUAUUCCAAUGGAAGUGAUAUGAGCAAUUUUGUUUUUGAAACUGUUAUAUUUGGUAUAUAAAUGAAAAUAUACAUGUAUUUUUAUAAACUA